AUGGCCGGCGCCUGGCCCUGGGCGCUGCUGUGGCUGGGCGCCGGCCUGGCCGCCGCCGCCGGGGCCGCGGGGAUCCGGGUGCCGCUGCGCGGCGGCGGCCAGGCCGCGGCGGCGGCGGCGGCGGGGCCGCGGGCGCGCCGGGCGGCGGCGGAGGGGGGCGGCCCGCGGGCCGGCAGCUUCGUGGACAUGGUGGACAACCUGCGCGGCAAGUCGGGGCAGGGCUACUACGUGGAGAUGGCGCUGGGCAGCCCCGCGCAGAAGCUGAAUAUCCUGGUGGACACGGGGAGCAGUAACUUUGCUGUGGGGGCUGCACCUCACCCCUUCCUCCGGAGGUACUACCAGCGGCAGCUGUCCAGCACCUACCGGGACCUGCGAAAGGGAGUGUACGUGCCCUACACCCAGGGCAAGUGGGAGGGGGAGCUGGGCACUGACCUCGUCACCAUCCCCCAUGGCCCCAACGUCACCGUCAGAGCCAACAUCGCUGCCAUCACGGAGUCGGACAAAUUCUUCAUCAACGGCUCCAACUGGGAAGGGAUCCUGGGGCUGGCCUACGCCGAGAUCGCCCGGCCUGACGACAGCCUGGAGCCCUUCUUUGACUCCCUCGUGAAGCAGACUCGGGUGCCCAACAUCUUCUCCCUCCAGCUUUGUGGGGCAGGCUUCUCGCUCAACGAGACCGACGCCCUGGCGUCAGUGGGAGGCAGCAUGAUCAUUGGUGGCAUCGACCACUCGCUGUACGUGGGUGACAUCUGGUACACGCCCAUCCGCAAGGAGUGGUACUACGAAGUCAUCAUCGUCAAGCUCGAGGUCAACGGGCAGGACCUGAACAUGGACUGCAAAGAGUACAACUACGACAAGAGCAUUGUGGACAGCGGGACCACCAACCUCAGGCUGCCGAAGAAAGUCUUUGAGGCUGCAGUGAAAUCCAUCAAAACGGCUUCCUCGACGGAGAAGUUCCCAGAUGGCUUCUGGCUGGGGGAGCAGCUGGUUUGCUGGCAGGUUGGCACCACUCCCUGGCACAUCUUCCCUGUCCUGUCCCUCUACCUGAUGGGAGAGGCCACCAACCAGUCCUUCCGGAUCACCAUCCUACCCCAGCAAUACCUGCGCCCGGUGGAGGACGUGGCCACCUCUCAGGAUGACUGCUACAAGUUCGCCAUCUCUCAGUCCUCCACAGGCACCGUCAUGGGUGCCGUUAUCAUGGAGGGCUUCUACGUGGUAUUUGACCGUGCCCGCAAGCGCAUUGGCUUUGCCGUCAGUGCCUGUCAUGUGCACGAUGAGUUUCGGAUGGCUGCAGUGGAGGGACCUUACCUGCACUCCAACAUGGAGGACUGUGGCUACAACAUCCCGCAGACGGACGAGUCCACCCUGAUGACCAUCGCCUACGUCAUGGCAGCCAUCUGCGCCCUGUUCAUGCUGCCGCUCUGCCUCAUGGUGUUUCAGUGGCGCUGCUUCCACUGCCUGCGGCGGGACCACGAUGACUUUGCAGACGACAUAUCCUUGCUGAAGUGACACCUGAGCACGGGGGCAGCCCCGGGGCCUGCAGGUGAGGCAGCGGCACAGGGAGAGGUGGGCCCUUUCUCUGGGGGGCUGGAGUAUGGAGGCAGGGCAGCAGUGUGCAGAGCCCUCCUGGCCCUGGGGGACUCGGUGCCCUUGGGGGUGGCAGGACAGGAGUGACCCACUGCCAGGAGCAGAGUGCCAGCCCUGAGGCUGGGCCCCAUAUCCCCAUCAUCUAGGGCAGCAUUUGGGCACCAGGACAGGGGGAACCACCAGCACCAUGGAGCAGACAGAUCUGAUCUGAGCAGCAGGCUGGGAUCCCCUCUGUGAGCUCCAGGGCUCUGCCCUCGUUCCGGACACCAGCCCUUGCUGACCCACAGCCUGCCACGAGCACAUGCAGCAUUUGCUCGCAGUCUGUGGGGCAGCAGCACAGGCAGGGGCAGCAGUGGGAGCCCUGGGCCUCAGCUGCUUUUGUCUGGGACCUACAGAAUCAGCUUGGCAGUUUGGGGGUGACACAGUGUCUGCUGCUGUUCCCUUGCAGUCCUGCGCAGCCCUGCCAAGCCUGACAGAGUCAAACGGAUAAGCCAUCCCACAUCUGUCCCCUUCCCCGUGCCCCCGCAUCCCUGUGUCUCUGCCCUUCUCUGCCACCCUGCAGGGCGGCUGCUGGCCCAGGCCAUCCAUGUAAGUGUGUGCGUGUCCGCUGUGGCCAUGCCUGUCCCCGUGCUGCUCCCCUCUCCAGGACAGUGUGUGAACUGGACUCUAGAGCGGGCAUCUCCAGGGCCUCUUGUCCCCAUCCCUGGGCUUCUGGGAGAGACGCAUGCAGUGCCAACCUGGAACUGCCCAGGCAUGCAAGAAGCCAGAGGCAAAGGCUUCCUUAGCAGAAGGAACGUGGCUCCACUCCCACCCUCCUGCUCCCCUGCCUUUUGCUGUCCGUAACGCGCUCCCCAGACUCUGCUCUCCCCACCAUGUCCCCUUGGGGACAGGGAACUGCCUCACCUCCCUUCUAGCACCAAGCGGUGUUUGCCAUGGAGAAGCCAGUGGCUGCUGCCCUCCAGCCCCAAGGAAAACAGCCUCCCUGCUCUGGGACGCGGGGUCUUUCCCCUGUGCUUCACGGUCCCACAGGCCUGGUGGGGAAUUAAGCAAGGAGCUUUCCCCCACGAGCAGAGCACAACCUGGUACAAGCAGAAACUGAGUGCCAGGCAAGAGUGAACUGCUGACCCCAGAGCCAGACCGUGCCCCAGCCCGCUUGCCUGUUCGAAAGCCAUAGGGGAGCCAGCGCCAGGCUCUGCUGGCCCCCGCCUGCAGCUGCUGUAUUGCCUCACCAGCCUCAGCGAGUGCCACGGCGCGGGGCGCAGCGGCUCCGCUCAGCUUCCUCCGCGACUCCUCGGAUCCUGGCGCCUGGCUGCAGAUAUGGCCGAGCCCUGGCUCCUGCUCUCAAGGCGUGUGAGGCUCCCUUUGCAGCUUGGGGGGGAACAGGCUGGGGCAGGAGGUGGCUGUGGGAACUGCAGCAUUCAUUAUUUUUUAAACAUAUGGUUGUAUUUAUUUUAUUUUUUUUUUACAAUAUGAAUCACUGGUAGUGCGGCUGUGCAGAAUCAGAGCGUGUAGAUAGCAGCCCCCAUACUGCACACAGGUGUACAAAUAAUGGAUGCUUCUCACCUGUACAAUACAUACAUACAUACAUCUGUAUUUUUAAUUCUAGCCCUGAAAGCCACUGUUCCAAACCCAAUGUGAAAGGGUUUCAGUGAGGGUUUGGUUCGGUGCGAUUUUUUUUUUUUUUUUAAUAUUUUAAGCCCUCUGCUUAGUCCUAGUGCCUUGGCCACGACCCAAGCACCAGACUAGCUAGCUCAGCAGUGGCACUUUAUGGAUCGUAGAUGAUCUGGAGUUUGUUUCAGUGGAUGUAUGUCUUGUAACUGGUUUAGUGACAAUGAUGGAGGUGUUCAGGAAGAGGGCACGGUUGGAUCACACAGAGCAGUAGUUCUCAAGCCAAAAGGACAUUGAGCAGGGAAGGCAGUUGUGCCCCCAUCUUGUUCAUACAGUGAAGAGGGGAUUUUCCAGUACAUAAGAACAGCCCUUCCCUGCUUUCCCCAAUCACAGCUCCCCAGGCCUGCUCACACUGUCCCAAUCCAGCAGAAGAAUGGCACUGACAAUCAUUUUCUCCCUUCCCCUGAGCAGACUCAUGAGCCUGCAGGCAGUUGAUAAUGCUCUAUAUCCCUACUUUUCCACCUAGAACUUGGACAUAGAAGUGCUGUCAGAUUUUGUUCUAAAUACUGAGAUUUACUAGUUAAAAAGGCAACAUUUCUCUGCAAGUGAGGGACAGAGCUACCAGUAGGGCCUGGGCCUGAGCAGAGGUGGCAGCUGGCCAGUGGAUAUAUGUACACAAGCUGAGCAACCAGUUCAGGAGGGGGCAGGUGCUAGGGACUAAAGAGAUAAAAAAAAGCUUGUUAAUGAAGUCCUUUAGUUAAAUAUUCCUUUGAGAAACUAACAGGGGAGCCAGGGAACAGUACUGUGUCAGAGAGCACAGGCAAGCCAAGCCAGCCAGAGCAUUGUGCCCACAGCAGCCCAUUACGUGCACCCCUGAGUUGUUCCACUUCACUACUACUGUGUUUGUAUAGUAUCCCAUUCCCUGUCCUUGUUCCACAACUGCAAUCAUUCAGCAACGCGACUCCAGUGCAAGGGAGCAAAGUUACGCACCUGCAGAGUGUGCACAGCCCUCCGCUCCUUCGUGCCUGCCCAGGGCCCUCCCCAGGAUCCCAGAGACUAUGCUGUGGACCACUGCCUUAAAACACGCCCAAGAGGCACGUGUACGUGCAGAAAGAUUCAGACUGCAGCUGAGUCCAGCCAUGCUGUGCACAGGCAGCACUCGCACUAACUAAUCCCAAGGCGUAAGUGCUUCUAGCAGUGCUGAGUUUGUGCCACACAGACUGCAAAAAGAGAAAAAGACCUACAGAGUAAGUACAAGAUUUUAAGUGGUGCUGAGCACCUCUUAAUCCCCAAAUCCAUGGAGAAGGGGCCAGUGUGUCAGCCCCUGUUUUAGGAGAAAGUACAGGAGGUGAAAAUUGGGAUCGCAAAAGUUUGGUUAUCCUGAGCUGCAGUGCAGCCAAAAUGUGUUCACUCCCAAGUACUCCCUGCCCAGGGCCCAGAGUUACAACAAGAAGCACCAGGUAAAAGCAUGAGCAGAACUUUGCCCAGUGGGAGAAGGGAUGGGGAUGGUUACCCCCAGCUGCUGCUGUAGACUCCAGUACUCUGUAACCUAAUGUCUAUGUAAGAACAAUGAAUGUUAACACGGUAAAUUAUUAUUAUAUUAAAAACCACAAAAAUUC
Molecule: messenger RNA, 4811 nt
Organism: Rhea pennata
Lineage: Eukaryota; Metazoa; Chordata; Aves; Rheiformes; Rheidae
Gene: BACE1
Product: beta-secretase 1
Exons: 9
Coding region: 1-1506 (501 amino acids)
Biological process (GO): membrane protein ectodomain proteolysis; amyloid-beta metabolic process
Cellular component (GO): trans-Golgi network; endosome; plasma membrane
Molecular function (GO): aspartic-type endopeptidase activity
Source: RefSeq, a predicted model, not a curated record